Molecule: messenger RNA, 2495 nt
Organism: Ornithodoros turicata
Lineage: Eukaryota; Metazoa; Arthropoda; Arachnida; Ixodida; Argasidae
Product: nucleolar protein 9-like
Exons: 11
Coding region: 140-2323 (727 amino acids)
Biological process (GO): endonucleolytic cleavage in 5'-ETS of tricistronic rRNA transcript (SSU-rRNA, 5.8S rRNA, LSU-rRNA); endonucleolytic cleavage in ITS1 to separate SSU-rRNA from 5.8S rRNA and LSU-rRNA from tricistronic rRNA transcript (SSU-rRNA, 5.8S rRNA, LSU-rRNA); ribosomal small subunit export from nucleus
Cellular component (GO): nucleolus; 90S preribosome; preribosome, small subunit precursor
Molecular function (GO): RNA binding
Source: RefSeq, a predicted model, not a curated record
UAUGUCCUCCUAGCAAGCCUCUGAUCUCCAAGCUACGGAUGUAUUUCUUGUGCUCUAGGCACAACUUUGGAAUACUGCGCGUAUAUCGUAUAUCUUGCCCUAUUAUUGAAACAUUUCAAACUCGUCUGCAGCGUUAAAGAUGUCGUAUAACCAGGAUUACAGUAAACAAGGAUCAUCAGGCUACAGACACUUGGGUUUUCGUAACCGUGGACGCGGUGGCUUCAAACAGACGUUCCGAAAUAGUGGCGGUCAUGGUAGCUACAGUCCAGAUUACCAGAGGGGAGCUGGGCCACCACGUCGACAGAUGCAUUAUGGUCGUGGUGGAAGAGGGUCUGCUGGGUUCCGUCACGAUAAAGUAUGGGGCAGUGGGUAUCGGGAUAACAGCGGAUUUAGUUCGAACUACCAUCGUGGUUCGUAUAGAGGAAGGGACGUAUCACACACACAAGGAAUCGGCGUUGGAGCUGAAAAAGGGCAGAAAUUGGACAGAGAAACUGAAGAGUACUUUGCAAAAGUGAAUACGCGAUUCAAGUCUGAUUUUGAAGAUGAAGAGGACAGAACGGUGUUCUUGGCCAAUGUAGGAGAGCAAACUGUCAACAAAGAAUUGGAGUUGGCACGCAAUCGAUCAGCCAGCUUUUGCAUACAAAUGCUGCUGAGUCAAACGAAGGAUCCCAGUGUACUCACUCGAUUCAUGACCGUAUUCUCCGAUGACUUGCGAAUGGUCUGCACACACUUCGCCAUCAGCCAUGUUACACAGACCUUGUUGCAGGCUGGUCUGAAAUACUUGCAGUGCCCGUCAUCGUACACAGUAAACGAAGAGGAGGACAUGGCGUCUCAAGAAGAACCUGGCGACAGCGGCGAGGAUGCCACAGAAGACGCAGAGAAUGAAGAGUGUGUUGCACAUGAUGAAACAACAGAUGAUACAUUAGAGGGCACAGAAGAUGAUGAUGGAAAGGAAGGCAAAAUAGCAAUGGAUGCUUUGCUUAACCAUGAUGAGAAGGUAAAAUUUUGGACGCUUCGAGUGGGGCGCUUUUGUCUCAACAAUUUGAAGGAGUUCAUGUUCAAUCCGCUAGCGUGUCAUGUGACUCGAACUGUAAUACAAGUUCUAGGAGGUUGCAUGGUGGAUGAUGAGAUCAUGCGCAACAAGAAGGCUAAGCAGUGUGACUGGGGGGUAGAAACUGCUGAAGCUUGUGAACCGACUGGAGAAACAUAUGAUGUUCCUGAAGAAUUUGUUGUUCUGCUGCAUCAGUUUGUGUCUGCUUUUAUGGAAGAUACUGACCUUGCUAGUGUUAUGAAAAGUAGCAUGGCAUCACCGUUGCUGCAGACACUUUUGGCUAUCUUUCAUUCGAAAGACAAGGAAGCACUGGUAUCUCUCCUGGACUACAUUGGAAAUUUUAUUUUCAGCGGAUCUAGCGGUGAAAGUGGAUUUCCGCCAGCACUUUCUGACACCAGUGCUUCAUACGUCGUGGAGAAAUUGUUCAAGUAUGGGCCACCAGAGUAUAUAUCCAAAGUGUGGAAGGAGCACCUGCAGGGCCAUCUCCUCAAAAUGGCCAUCCACCCAGUAGCCAACUUUUGUGCUCAGCGUUUGCUCGAGUCUGUGAGCACACUCGAUGAGUUCCACAACAUGUAUGAAGAGCUGGCUCCAGGAUUUGAUAGCUUGAUGAUGUGCCGCAACACUACUGUGUUGGUGUGCAUAGCAGAAGCAUGCAAGAGACUGUCUACUUACCAGUCCAAAUUCAUCACGAAGUUGCAGGAAACUCUGAAUUGUGCCAGUCCUGAAGAGCGAAAACAUCUUCUAGUUCCACUCACCCUAUACAUGAUGACAUAUGGAGACUUUGAACGAGCAGGGGCACAUAUUGGAAUUGUACACCAAGGAGCAUUGAUCAUACAGCAUACCUUGCAUUUCCAAAAGCCAACAAAGGUGGUCAAUAGUUUGUUAGCUAUGACAGCAGAGGAGCUGACUGCAUUAGCAUGCUGUCCAAAGGGAUCUCAUGUGAUUGAUGCUUUCAUUAUGAGCCCAUCUGUGACUGUGCAACAGCGAGGCCAGUUCGUAAGCAAAAUGAAGGGGCAUUUCUAUGAUGUGGCAACAGAUAAGUAUGGGAGCCUGGUGAUAGACAACUUCUGGAAGAUGGCAACAUUAGCGCAGAAGGUUGAAGUAGCUGAAGAACUGUCGCAAAAAGAACAUCUGUUGACUGCAUCCGUGUAUGGUAGCUUUGUUGCAAGGAAAUGUGCUGUGUACCAUUUCAAACAUCGUCGCAAUGAAUGGACACAGGUACAAACUGCGAAAGAAAAGACUGCAGAACUCUUUCAAGAUAUCCUUGAAUGAUGAGGGAUGGUCCAUUCUGCUCUGUGUCACGUGGUUUGAUGGGCCCGGGACCCCCGAUGACACUGGGGAGCUGCUGUGUGUAUCACCCGACGAAUGAACAGACCAAGUCACUUACUCGUUUUCGAAAACCUGCAUUCAUAAACGGACAAUUCAAUAAAUAGUUGGAACAUCA